This is a messenger RNA of Lipotes vexillifer (Yangtze River dolphin), 1225 nucleotides long. RefSeq names its product OTU deubiquitinase 3 (gene OTUD3). Gene Ontology annotation, molecular function: cysteine-type deubiquitinase activity. The record is from RefSeq and is a predicted model, not a curated record. Gene Ontology annotation, biological process: protein K27-linked deubiquitination; protein K6-linked deubiquitination; protein stabilization. The coding region runs from base 29 to 1225 and encodes 398 amino acids. NCBI's taxonomy places the organism in Eukaryota, Metazoa, Chordata, Mammalia, Artiodactyla, Lipotidae. The transcript is spliced from 8 exons.
UGCCGCUGCGGGCCGCGGGGCCAAGGCCAUGUCCCGGAAGCAGGCGGCGAGGAGCCGGCCGGGCAGCGGCAGCCGGAAAGCCGAGGCCGAGCGCAAGCGGGACGAGCGGGCGGCGCGUCGGGCCCUGGCCAAGGAGCGGCGGAACCGGCCGGAGCCCGGCGGCGGCGGCGGCUGCGAGGAGGAGUUCGUCAGCUUCGCCAACCAGCUGCAGGCCCUGGGGCUGAAGCUGCGGGAGGUGCCGGGGGACGGCAAUUGCCUAUUCAGGGCUCUUGGUGAUCAGUUGGAGGGACACUCACGAAAUCACCUCAAGCACCGACAAGAGACAGUGGACUACAUGAUAAAGCAGCGAGAAGAUUUUGAACCCUUUGUAGAAGAUGACAUUCCUUUUGAGAAACACGUGGCCAGUUUGGCAAAGCCUGGAACAUUUGCUGGCAAUGAUGCAAUUGUAGCCUUCGCAAGAAAUCAUCAGUUGAAUGUGGUGAUUCAUCAACUUAAUGCCCCUUUGUGGCAGAUUCGUGGUACGGAUAAGAGCAACGUGCAGGAGUUACACAUCGCGUACCGGUACGGAGAGCACUAUGACAGCGUUCGGAGGGUCAAUGACAACUCAGAAGCGCCUGCACAUCUCCAGACUGAUUUUCAGAUGCUUCAUCAAGAUGAAUCAAAUAAGAGAGAGAAGAUCAAAACAAAGGGAGUUGACUUUGAAGAUGACCUGAGAGAUGAAGUAGAAGAUGCUGUCCAGAAAGUCUGCAAUGCAACUGGAUGUUCAGAUUUUAAUUUGAUAGUCCAGAACCUGGAAGCUGAAAAUUAUAAUAUUGAAUCUGCGAUAAUUGCCAUGCUCCAGAUGAACCAGGGGAAAAGAAAUAAUGCAGAGGAGAACCUUGAGUCCAGUGGCCGAGUGCUGAAGCAGUGUGACCCUUUAUGGGAGGAGGGUGGCAGUGGCACCAGAAUCUUUGGAAAUCAGGGCUUAAGUGAAGGCAGAACUGAAAACGAUAAGUCUCGGGCCAGCCCUAGUGAAGAAAACAAAGCAAAUAAAAAUCACCUCCCAAAGGUCACAAACAAACAGAGGCGAGAACAGCAGCGACUAGAGAAGAAGAAACGACAGGAGGAGAGGCACCGUCACAAAGCCCUGGAGAGCAGGAGUAGCCACAGGGACAACAACAGGAGUGAAGCAGACGCGAGCACCCAGGUCACCUUGGUGAAGACUUUCGCGGCUCUCAACAUCUGA